GGGUGUUUCCAUGGACGGGACAGACCAAGAGCCGGUGGCGGGGCGGACCCGCCAGAGGUCCCCUCCGGAGGAGAAGCCGUUCCCUUUCCCGGCCUGGGAGGAGAGCUCAGGGGACGAGAAUGGGCUGGUCAUUCACAGCCAGGUGGAGGAAGAGGAACAUAAAUGCGCCAUGUGCGGGGAGAGCUUCAGUCAGCCGCUGGGCCUGCUGCGCCACCAAAAGCAGCAACACGCUGGCGAACGAGCCUUCGUCUGUCCCGAGUGCGGCCGGGGCUUCAGCCUCAAACACAACCUCAUCAUCCACCAGCGCAUCCACACCGGCGAGAAGCCAUUCGGCUGCAGCGUCUGCGGGAAGCGCUUCAGCCUCAAGCAGAACCUGCUCACCCACCAACGGGUUCACGGUGGCCCAGCCCGCCGCCCUUUCGCUUGCCCCGUCUGCGGGAAGCACUUCCGGGAAGAACGGUUGCUCACCGCUCACCAGAAAAGAGACGACUGCGAGCAGCAGCAGCAGGGCAGCCUGGAAGACCAAACAGGGCCUGUCGACGAGGAGGGUGAGGAGGAUUUUGCGCGCCGCCGGCUGAGGGUCAAGCAUCAAGAGAAGCCUCCCCAAACCCGGGCCGCCUUUUCCCGUCGGGGUUCUGGGAAACCCUUAGGGGGACGAAGCGGCCGUGCUGGCUCGCCAAGGACCCGGCAAGCAAAGGAGGAGACCCCCAAAGUCCCAAAACCGAGGCUCCGCAGGGAAGACGCUCCCUUCCAGUGCGUGACAUGCAAGAAGAACUUUUCGCAGAAAGGCAACCUGGCGGCACAUCGUCGGAGUCACCGGGAGCGGGAGUCCCUCAGCUGAAGACAAGCUGAGAGGGUUGAGCAGGGGCUGAGCAAUCGGAGCGGUAGCGGGCAGCAGGCUUGAGAAAGGGACCAAGAGCAGGCGGCCAAGGAGAAAGUGCAGCCCCCUCCCCAUCCCGGAUCCGGUCGUUCGAGGGACAUACUGGAAAAUAUUUUUUUACGUUCUCCAUCAAGUCCCUUUUCACAUCUUGGGACCGCGAGCUGACAAAAAAACUACAAGACACAGGGUGCUUUCCAUAUUUCUGCAUUUUUGUACCUUCUUUUUU
Thamnophis sirtalis is the source of this 1106-nucleotide messenger RNA. NCBI's taxonomy places the organism in Eukaryota, Metazoa, Chordata, Lepidosauria, Squamata, Natricidae. The record is from RefSeq and is a predicted model, not a curated record.